AUGGCUGCAGAUAAACCCGGAGACCUGGGAGGACCUUGCUCAGAACAGACCGCAUGGAGAAGAGAAGUGAAGAGCGGCGCAGCCAUCUACGAAGCAAAUCGGAUAGCCGCUGCCAAAUCCAAAAGGGAGGAUCGUAAAUCACAAGUGCCUUGCCUCUUCAACGCCAACCGCUUCCAGCAUGCUCGCGCUGCCAACGCGCAUUUCGAGCAGAAAUUGGUCUCACGGGACAUCCUCGGACCCAGUAUGCCAACAAUCCGGCAACGUCUACUUCCCCCACUCUCGCCCCUCCCGCAAACCCCGCGCCGAUCGCUCCCCCCGUCACCGCCAAUCGCACUGCUGCUGCCCCGACGCCAUCAACCAUAG
Molecule: messenger RNA, 363 nt
Organism: Spirometra erinaceieuropaei
Lineage: Eukaryota; Metazoa; Platyhelminthes; Cestoda; Diphyllobothriidea; Diphyllobothriidae
Source: the annotation of a GenBank genome assembly